This is a messenger RNA of Pantherophis guttatus, 10095 nucleotides long. It is a transcript of the gene AGL, whose product is annotated as amylo-alpha-1,6-glucosidase and 4-alpha-glucanotransferase. Gene Ontology annotation, biological process: glycogen catabolic process; glycogen biosynthetic process. NCBI's taxonomy places the organism in Eukaryota, Metazoa, Chordata, Lepidosauria, Squamata, Colubridae. Gene Ontology annotation, molecular function: amylo-alpha-1,6-glucosidase activity; 4-alpha-glucanotransferase activity. The record is from RefSeq and is a predicted model, not a curated record.
GAGGGGGAAAUGAUAGCUCAAGCUCUCUCCUCGGGGGCUCGCGACUCUGACACUGGUUGAGUUCGAGAAUACACGUGUCUUAAGUGUCCUGGAAGGAGACGUGUUUUUGCUGAGGUGCCGCUUGCAAGCGUUCCAAGUGUUGCAUUCCGGAGCGAAAGCAAACGACUCCUCUAAUUCAUUGUGCAACAUCUUCCCAGCAAGACGUCCUUUCGGCUCGCAAUUUCUCUUGCCUGCCUUAACCAAAGCUUGGCGCCCUGCCUCUGUUCUCGCUCUCCCCCACCUUCAGCUCUGCAGCGGCGGCGGCGGCUCUCGGUCUACGGCUGCAGCGUCGCGCAGGCUGUGGAAGGAGGAGGAGGAGGAAAUCAAAGAGAGGCUUUUACCGGGCCUGCGCCCCACAACCAGGACAGUCCUUGCGCCUCAAGCCGCGUUUCUUCCUGCAAAGCCCUUCAGGCGUCAGGCGGAGCUCUCGGGUUGCCCAAUCCAGUUCCUCCCUUUGCAGUUUUAAACCUCUUCCCUUCUAUAGUUCUGUCCUUUUCUUCUCUUUCUCUCUCUCUCUCUGUCUGGAGCCCUCCUGCCCAGGCCCAGCUCCGCUUGUGUGCCAAACAACAUCCGAAGCGCCUUUGCCAACUGCGGGGGAUCGCUUCAGUCUUUCUGAAGUUAGUUUCUGCGGCUGCCUACAAGAGUGGAAAAGUCUGGGCAGUGAAGAUGAGCCAUGGUAAGCACACCCGGGUACUUCUUCUCAACGACAUGGAGAAGCUGGACAAAACCCUGUUCCGGCUCGAACAAGGUUAUGAGCUGCAAUUCCGCUUGGGCCCUACUUUGCAAGGCAAGCAUGUUACAGUGUCUACAAACUACCCAGCUCCUGGAGAAUUGUUUGAUCGCCACAAGUUCAGAUGCUUAACUUGGCACAACCCAACAGGAAAAGAAGAUGAUUCUGACAAAUAUUGUAAAUUAGACCUCCAGAUUUCUGGAUCAUACCAAUAUUACUUCACUCAUGAGAAUCAGAAAGGCGGUGGAGGUUAUCUAGUUGUUGAUCCUAUUUUACGUGUUGGUGCUGACAAUCAAGUCUUGCCCUUGGAUUGUGUUACACUCCAGACAUUCCUAGCCAAGUGUCUGGGACCAUUUGAUGGAUGGGAAGAUCGUCUUAAAGUUGCAAAAGAAUCUGGUUAUAACAUGAUUCACCUAACCCCAGUGCAGAAACUUGGUCUGUCUAGAUCAUGUUACUCGUUGGCUGAUCAGCUGGAAGUUAAUCCUGACUUUUCAUCUUCCAGCAAAAAAUGUUCUUGGAAUGAAAUCGGAAAACUAGUGGAAAAAAUGAAAAAUGAAUGGAAUAUGCUUUGCAUUACAGAUGUAGUCUACAAUCACACUGCUGCAAACAGUGAAUGGGUGACUCAGCAUCCUGAGUGCGGAUACAACCUUAUAAACUCCCCUCACUUGAAACCAGCCUGGCUUUUGGACCGAGCUCUUUGGCAUUUCACCUGUAAAGUGGCUGGGGGCAAAUACAGUGACAAAGGACUGCCACCACUUAUUGAAAAUGACCAACAAUUGAAUUGUAUCCGUAAAAUCUUUUGGGAGGAUAUUUUUUCCAAGAUAAAAUUAUGGGAAUUCUUCCAAGUUGAUGUUAACAAAGCAGUACAGCAAUUUAAAACUCUUUUAACUAAAGGUAGCUCAAAGGUUAAAACCGAUCCCAACCAACAUCUUGCAAUUAUUCAAGAUCCUGAAUUUAGGAGGCUUGGCUGCACUGUAGACAUGAAUGUAGCACUGAAUACCUUCAUACCACACAGCAAUGGACCAGCUGCAAUAGAAGAGUGUUGCAACUGGUUCCGCAAAAGAGUUGAAGAGCUAAAUGAUGAAAAGUUCCGACAAACAAAUUACCAUCAUGAGCAGGCUAUCAACUGUGUUUUGGCAACAGUGAGCUACGAACGACUGGCUGAUCAUGGUCCUAAGCUUGGUGCUAUAACCAGAAAAUAUCCAUUGGUUACAGGGUACUUUACUUACCCAUUUAAAGAACUAACCCUGGAUGAGGAGGAAGUUAUGAUGCAUCAGCCUGACAAAGCAAGUUAUUUUAUGGCCUUUAAUGGUUGGGUGAUGGGAGAUGAUCCUCUGAAAAAUUUUGCUGAACCAGGCUCAAAUGUCUACCUUAGAAGAGAACUUAUUUGCUGGGGUGAUAGUGUCAAGCUGCGCUAUGGGAAUAAACCAGAAGACUGCCCGUAUCUAUGGGCUCACAUGAAAAAAUAUACUGAAAUUACUGCCAAAUAUUUCCAUGGAGUGCGUCUUGACAAUUGCCACUCCACUCCUCUUCAUGUGGCUGAGGAAAUGCUGGCAGCAGCCAGGUCGGUCAGACCUAAUCUAUAUGUGAUAGCUGAACUCUUCACUGGCAGCGAGGUCAUUGACAAUGUCUUUGUCAACCGCCUAGGAAUUACCAGUCUGAUUAGAGAAGCAAUGAGUGCCUACAAUAGCCAUGAGGAGGGCAGGUUAGUCUACCGCUUUGGUGGAGAACCUGUUGGAUCUUUCGUCCAACCACGUUUGAGGCCUUUAACACCUGCUAUCGCACAUGCACUCUUCAUGGACAUAACACAUGAUAAUGAAUGUCCGAUUCAGCAUCGAUCUGCUUAUGAUGCCCUUCCCAGCUCAACAAUCGUUUCCAUGGCCUGCUGUGCUACAGGAAGCACUAGAGGGUACGAUGAACUAGUGCCACAUCAGAUAUCCGUGGUCUCUGAAGAAAGAUUUUAUGCAAAGUGGAAUCCAGCAGCAACACAGUUAAAACCUGGUGAAGUUAAUUUCAAGACUGGAAUUAUAGCGGGAAGGCUAGCUAUGAACAGAUUACACCAAGAGCUGGGAGCUAAAGGUUUUAAUCAGGUGUUUGUAGACCAAGUUGAUGAAGAUAUUGUGGCUGUGACCAGACAUUGCCCUAAUACACACCAGUCUGUUGUGGCUGUUUCUCGAACAGCUUUCAGAAACCCUAAGACUUCCUUCUAUAGUCAAGACGUUCCCCAAAUGUGUAUUCCAGGCAAAAUUGAAGAAGUAGUUCUUGAAGCUAGGACUUUUGAGAGAAGUGCAGAUCCUUAUAAAAAGGAUGAGCAUACAAUCAAUGGGUUGCCUGAGUAUACAGUUGAACUCCGAGAACACAUACAGCUCAAGGAAAGUAAAAUAAUAAAACAAGCUUCAAUUGCCACAAAAGGUCCUAAUGAAUUUGUUCAGGAAAUAGAAUUUGAAAAGCUUACGCCAGGGAGCGUGAUCAUAUUUAGAGUUAGCCUUGAUCCAAAGGCACAAGAUGCUGUAGGAGUACUUCGUAAUCAUCUAAUCCAGUUCAGUCCUCACUUUAAAUCUGGAAGUCUGCCCGAUGAUGGUUCAGAAGCUAUACUGAAAACCCCCUUUUCGGUUAUUGCAUCAAAAUUAACAUUGGCAGACCUAAAUCAACUACUGUAUCGUUGUGAUGCAGAAGAACAAGAAGAUGGUGGAGGAUGUUACGACAUACCAAACUGGACACCUCUUAAAUAUGCAGGCCUUCAAGGAAUAAUGUCAGUGAUGGCAGAAAUACGACCAAAUAAUGACUUGGGCCAUCCUUUCUGUGGUAAUUUGAGAGCUGGAGAUUGGAUGAUUGACUAUGUGAGCAAUCGCUUAAUUUCUCGUGCUGGAACUUGCUCUGAUGUUGGGAAGUGGCUGAAAGCAAUGUUUAUCUACUUGAAGCGGGUCCCUCGUUAUCUCAUUCCAUGUUAUUUUGAUGCCAUAUUAGUGGGUGCAUAUACUACACUUCUUGACUUGGUUUGGAAACAGAUGUCCAGCUUUGUUCAGAAUGGUUCAACGUUUGUUAAACAUCUUUCCUUGGGCUCAGUCCAGAUGUGUGGAAUAGGAAAAUAUCCAACUUUGCCACCUCUGUCUCCUGCCUUAAAGGAUGUUCCUUAUAGGCUGAAUGAAAUUACGGGAGAAAAAGAACAAUGCUGCGUUUCUUUAGCAGCCGGUUUACCUCAUUUCUCAUCUGGCAUUUUCCGUUGCUGGGGAAGAGACACUUUUAUUGCACUGAGAGGGCUGAUGUUAGUUACUGGACGCUACUUAGAAGCAAGGAACAUAAUAUUAGCAUUUGCCGGCACCCUAAGGCAUGGUCUCAUUCCCAAUCUGCUUGGCCAAGGUACUCAUGCCAGGUACAAUUGUCGUGAUGCUGUGUGGUGGUGGCUUCAGUGUGUACAAGAUUAUUGUAAAACCGUUCCAAAUGGCACAGACAUUCUCAACUGUCCAAUAUCUAGAAUAUAUCCUACUGAUGAUUCUCUACCUCAGCCAGAAGGCAAAAUGGAUCAGCCAUUAUAUGAAGUGAUACAGGAAGCAAUGCAAAAGCACGCCCAAGGCAUAGAUUUCCGAGAGAGGAAUGCUGGCCCACAAAUAGAUCGAAAUAUGAGAGAUGAAGGCUUUAAUGUAACUGCAGGAGUGGACAUGGAAACAGGCUUUGUCUUUGGAGGGAACCGUUUUAAUUGUGGUACCUGGAUGGAUAAAAUGGGAGAGAGUGAUAAAGCUCGCAACAAAGGAAUUCCAGCAACUCCAAGAGAUGGUUCUGCUGUGGAAAUUGUUGGUCUAUGCAAAUCAACAAUUCGCUGGUUACAGGAAUUGUCGGUGAAGAAGAUAUUUCCAUAUCCUGGAGUUACUGUGAAAAGACAUGGGAAAGAUGAGACCUUUACAUAUGAUCAGUGGAAUAGAAAAAUCCAAGCCCAUUUCGAAAAGCUGUUUUUUGUCUCUGAAGACCCAAAUGAUCCCAACGAGACACAUCCAACUCUGGUUCAUAAGCGGGGCAUAUACAAAGACAGCUAUGGAGCAUCAAGUCCUUGGUGUGAUUAUCAGCUGAGGCCAAAUUUCCCUAUAGCAAUGGUUGUGGCACCUGAAUUGUUCUCUCCUGAGCAUGCUUGGAAAGCACUUGAAAUGUUAGAGAAAAAAUUACUUGGUCCACUUGGGAUGAAAACUUUAGACCCAGAUGAUAUGGUUUAUUGUGGUGUUUACGAUAAUGCCUUAGACAAUGAUAAUUAUAAUGUGUCUAAAGGAUUCAAUUACCAUCAAGGACCUGAAUGGCUUUGGCCAAUUGGAUAUUUCCUUCGGGCCAAGCUAUACUUCUCCAAGUUCAUUGGUCCAGAGAUCUAUGCAAAGACUGUGUUUUUGAUUAAGAAUGUUCUUUCUCGCCAUUAUGUUCAUCUUGAGAGGUCUCCUUGGAAAGGACUUCCAGAAUUGACUAAUGAAAAUGGUCAAUAUUGUCCCUUCAGCUGUGAAACUCAGGCUUGGUCAAUUGCUGUGGUCCUUGAGGUUCUCUACGAUUUGUAACAGUAGUUGUCUAUCUUACAAAAUUGCUAGCUUUUGUCUGGAAUGCAAAUAACAAUGCUUGUCUUAUUGUUAAAAAUCCUACUGAUAGAAGUUGUUAAUGCCUAUUGUUCCUUGGCAAUUGUAGGACUUUGUGAGUGUUCAUCAUUUGAGAAUCACACCGUAAUUUUUAAAAUCAAUGAGCGUAUCUUAAAAUUAAUAUGCUCAAUACGUAUACGAAAUAUAAAAGCAUAGAAAAUUAGACUUUGAUAUGUUUCAAACACCACGUAUCUUCUCUUUCCACAUGUUCUAUUUCAGAAAUCGAUUAGAAUGCUAGCCCCAAUUUAAGGUACUUCUAUAUAAGUAGUCCUCGACUUAUGAUCAAUUGCUUAGUUCCAAUGAACUUACUUGGGGGAUCCUGAUUCACAGUUCUGACAGUGGGCCCCGCCACAGUUAUGUGACUGCACUUCAGGCCCUUGGCAAGUGGGCUGCAUUUAUAGCAGUUUGCAGUGUCCCGCAGUCCAUGUUUUACUAUGUUUUUGCCAAAAAUUGGCAUUUACUUUCACUUUUCAGAAAAAUUGCACCCAUAGCAAACCAUUGCUUCUUUAACAACCAUGUGUUUCCUUAACAACCACUGCAAAAAAGGCUGUAAAAUCAACCUUUUCUUUAUUUUGUGAGUUAUGACCAUGAUGAGCAGUCUCCAUCACAGUUGUAAUUUGAGUACCACCUGAAUUUUACAUUUAAGAGCCUUAGAAGCAUAGUACAUCAGACCAGUGGUCCCAUAUUCCAUUCCCCAGUAGCUAAUGCUAUAGAAAUAAUAUCCCCCUGCUAAGCAGGACAUGAAUACAAGAGUUCUCUCCCGUUCAGUGUUACUUGGGACGGGAUCCAGAGAAGCCUAUUACCUCCGUCACUUAAAGUGCUGGUUAGAAUGGCUAGUCACUAUUAACAACCUUAAUCCUUGAUGAAUUAGUCAAAGCCCUUUCAAAAGAAACUUGCCAAAACUAUACCUUGUGUUAGCAAAUUCCAAAUGCUGUUUGAAUAAUUAUCUACUGUAAUAUCCUACCAUUUAGCUGACCCUAGAUUCUAGUAUUUUGAGAGUAAGAGGGAGGAAUCUCUCCCACUCUAUCCAUAAAAAUGUUAAUAUGUCUUUAACCUUUGCCCCCUCCCUUUCUUACCUUAUUGUAAAAACUUAAUAAGAUAUCUUUCCUUCUACUUUUUUUACAAUAGGGCAUAAUUAAUUUGGAGCUAGACUUUAGUUUUCUGUGGCUUAUAUGCUCCAUAUGGGAGUCCUUGCACUGCUCAUUCAGAAUCAUUGAAAAUCUCAAAGCAUACCCAGUGGAGAAGGGUACUUUAAUUUAACAUACAAUGAAUGCCUAUAAAAACACACUUUGCUUUGAAGCAUGUAAUUGUUUGUCCAUGCUGUACAAUAAAAUACUAAGCUUACUCAGGUUAUAUAUAAUGUAGGAGUAAAAGAGUCUCAUGUACUAAGUUUGCAUUUGCCAACUUUUGAAAGUUGUAAACUAAUUACUGUAUUUAGAAUCUAAUUUAUUGUAUAUAUAUAUACAACUGAAAUGAAUCAGGAUUGAGGGGAAAAAUAAAUUGCCCGUAAGACAAAGAGCUUUCUGCAGAAGUCUUGAAAGGAGCCAUUUUUUAAAAAAUGACUUUCAAGUAGUGUUCAGAUUGCUCACCGCUUGCACAGGCACUCCCACCAAAAUUGCUACAUCGCGGCUGUCCACAACUGUGGAUCUCCUUCAGUGUGGGCCUACUAUAAUUAUGUGAAAGGAGAACCUAGUGAAUUGGGUUCAUCUGCAUAUAAGGCUUGCCACUCUGAAAAUAUUUCAAGAAGCUAUUUAUAGGCCUCCCAACUUGACGGUUGUUUGUGCAUUAGCCCUUAGUGGAACUUAUAGGAAAGCAAUUGCUUUUUAGCAGAAGGUUGGAAGAGAUUCCAGCCCUCAAUUUAAGUCAAUUUGUUCUAAGUACUUUAAAUUAAGGCUUAGUGAAAUCAUCUGGAACUCAAUAGCCAGAGCUCAUCUGUGCCAUAAUUUCAGUGCAAUUACUCAGCAAAGGCCAGAUUAGGCUAUGAUGUUACUUUCUGUUGCAAGAGGAAAUAGCAAGUUUUAGCUUAGUGAGAUGACAAUGGCAAAAACCACUGCUUUGAUAAUGCAUAAAUAUAACACAAUUUAAUAAUACUCCAUUUCAGCACUGUUGCUACUAUGUUUAUUAGUAGGGCUACCAGAGGUGGGUUUCAGCAGGUUCUGACCAGUUCUGUAGAACCGGUAGCAGAAAUUUUGAGUAGUUCAGAGAACCGGUAGUAAAAAUUCUGACUGACCCCACCCCCAUCUAUUCUCUGCCUCCCAAAUCCCAGCUGAUCGGAAGAAAAUGGGGAUUUUGCAGUAACCUUCCCCUGGAGUGGGGUGGGAAUGGAGAUUUUACAGUAUCCUUCCCCUGCCAUGCCCACCCAGCCACCCGACCCAGCCACGCCACACCCACCGAGCCAUACCCACAGAACCGGUAGUAAAAAAAUUUGAAACCCACCACUGAGGGCUACCAUAUCUAGGCUUCAAAAAUCCAUCUGACCACUAGAGGGCAGCAAAAAGAUACAAAAAAGUGACACUCUGCUGCCAUCUCGCAGUCAUCAAUAGUUUAGCUUUGCUACGGUUGCCCUUAAAAUGAUAGCUGGAGUCUUAAGGGCAUGUGGUGGUAAAAGAAGCCAAUAAACAGGUUAGAGAUCCUGCUGAGCUGCUGUGUAUAUUGCCUUUUAAAACUUACGUUUGCAUUCGUUCUUUCAUACUAUGAAUAAUUUAAGAAUACUUAAUGGUUGACCCUUGCACUACUUCAUUUAAUAAACAUCACUGUCAGUGAAUCUCAUCUAAUAACUAGAAAGUUUUCCAUUAAUAAAAGAUUAAUUCUAUUAUAACAUCUCAACUUUUGACAUUCCUAUCCAUUUUCAGACAUAAAAAUGAAUGUCUAAUUAAAAUUCUAUGUAUUUGGUUAGGGCUUCAAAAAUUUCUAUUAGGAAAAUAGAUACAGACUGAUUUAUUUCUGAAAACUACAUUUGAAGAUAUAUAAAUAAGAAUUUUAAAAAAUUGUCAAUUUUACCUGUCUAAUAUAUCUCUUGGGACUAGGAUGCAUAUUAUUAAAAACAAAUUGAGGUGAUCCUGAACUCAGUGAGCUAGAAGCAUACAGUAUCAACUCUACUGAUUUCCGAGUUGGCAUUUACAAAGUUUUUAUGUUACCUACGUGGAAAUCAGGUAUGAUUCUAUUUGCGACAACUUAUUUGGUAGAUAAUAAUAUUUAGAUGUUAAUAGCAAAGCCAACUGGGCAACUGUCUUUAGGAUAGUUCUAUUCUAUCAUAUUGCCUAUCAGUGCUCAGUAUUAGCAGUUAUUAGAUUUGAUCCAUAUAUGUUUGAAGAAAAUCUAAUUAGGUUCAAAAGUAAAGAUUUCUGAAUUGAAUAUAUUUUAGUAUUGAAGCUGUAGUAUCAGACUGGUGGAGCCCAGCAGAAAAUGGAUGUGGGAAAUUCUGGGACUUGAAAUCCACAGGUCUUAAAGUUGCCAAAAUUGAACACCCCUGUUCUAAAACUAUCAAAACAAUAAUAAUAAAAAAGUCUAACAUUGAGUUUUCUUUCCAGACUUUGAAAACACAGUUUCUUCCAGUGCCAAAUUUACUUUGGAUUGUCUGUCCAGAUAAUUUAAUUUAAUUUAAUUAUAAAAUAAAUAAAUAAUUUGGACUUUUACUGAGAAAACUUCAGAACUGUAUGUGUACUAGACAAUAUGUCAAGCUUCAGAGAAAUCAGGAGAUCCAGGCAGUUCAAAUGAAUAUGAAGAUUUAUUGCAAGCUUAAGCUCUCUACAAGAAUCUGAACUACUAGUGGUAGAUAAGAGUCAUAGGAAUUCAAGAUUGGCUGGAUUUAGAUCUCUUGUAGAUGCAAAGGGACUCAUGACUGAUGACACAUUUGACACCCCCCCCACCCUCAGGCUCAGCCUGGUCAUCUCCUACACAAUAUUCUUCAUAGCUUGGCAUUUUAGAGAAACUUGAGGAUAGAGGAGUGACUUGAUACAAGUUCUUCCAUUCUGAUAAAAUUAUAAAUUUCACAGUCUUGCCUGGAUACGGUAUACAUUUCUCAAGUUAUUUUGGUAGAAUAAUGUUAAAAAAACGUUUAAAUCUAUAUCAACGAUGUGUCUGUAUUCAAAUGGUAUACAGUAUAUAAAGGAUUUAAAUUUUAAAAUUAGGCAACUAUUUCAAGAAUAACAGCUGUGUUUGUAAAAAAUGAAUAUUGUACUUGCAAAAAUUAUAAAAUUGCAUUUCACUGUUCCUUCAUUAUAGCCUAAAACGAAUUAGAAAGAAAAAGAAAGUUUCAGAUUAAAAUUUCCAUUCUAGCACCUAAGCAAUAGACAUGUAACUAAAAUUUAGUUGGCAAAAUAAUUGGCAGAGUUCUAUUGUACACUACCGUGUUUCAUGAAACUUUGGUUGGCAGAUCAAACAAACCGUUGCACAAUUUUUUCCCAGUCUAUUCCAUGCCGCAAAUCCUAGCCAUCAGCAUUUUGUUCUCUUUCAACCAGGGAGCAAAGCCAUCUGGAUAGCACAUCUGUACAUCUUGUUUGCUGCUUCUCAGUUCAAACUAAUUUGUAAUGUUCACUUCAUUAGUGCUUAUCAGCCCCGAAAACAAUGCAGAAGGGAAUAAUGGAAUGGUGCUCGUUUCAUAGGAAGUAUAAUUGUUGCACACAUGAGUCCUGAGUGUCUGUCUGCUACAGGUACUUUUGUUAUAUUGACUACUAUGCAGCUAUAUAUGAGUGGCAUUCAAUAAAAAUCUAACAAUGA